AUGCAUGGGGGAGUCAGCAUCGGCAAGGCGUCUCCAGGUUUGCGGAUAUGGCACUCAGCUUUUUGGUUCAUCAAAUUAUACCCUAGGUCUAUGGAGAAGACAUCAGCCGCAGGGGUGAAUAGAUCUUCAAACCUGCUUAUACGAUGAGUGACUUUCUUAACUUUCAAUGCCUGACACUAUGUUUCGUUCCUGUUCUUCCUCCGUUGUGCAGUAAGAGUUAUAGACGCGGGGCAUUGGAGGGCGUUGGAGGAACUUCUUUGGUGACCAGUCGAGAAGUAGCAAAUACCGCGAGGCCGCCCAUGCCAAUCUAUGACGGCGAUUACGCUCUGAAGGAAACCCCACGAACACCUCCACCCUCUGAAGGCCUUCAGGACGGUGUAAGUCCUUCCUCGCCAUCACCUUCACUGUCAGGUCGCCUCUAGAGUGAAACCCGCCGCUCGAGCUUAAAACUUUCUCCGCUCCGACAGGGCCCACGCCUGCCUUCCUAAACUGCCCUACCGGU
Messenger RNA from Trematosphaeria pertusa, 502 nucleotides. RefSeq lists its product as uncharacterized. The coding region runs from base 144 to 422 and encodes 92 amino acids. The transcript has a single exon. NCBI's taxonomy places the organism in Eukaryota, Fungi, Ascomycota, Dothideomycetes, Pleosporales, Trematosphaeriaceae. The record is from RefSeq and is a predicted model, not a curated record.